This is a messenger RNA of Benincasa hispida (wax gourd), 1567 nucleotides long. Its product is annotated as glycerol kinase. NCBI's taxonomy places the organism in Eukaryota, Viridiplantae, Streptophyta, Magnoliopsida, Cucurbitales, Cucurbitaceae. The record is from RefSeq and is a predicted model, not a curated record.
UCCUCUCCGUUUGUUUACAAAUAUAUAUUCUUCUUCUCAGGCUGCCUUCGCCGAUUCUCCUUCUCCCUUUCAGAAUUCUCCGAUUCCCUUCUGCUCCGGCGAGGCUGGGGCUGAGGAAACCGGAGACUUUCUUAGAUUUCAUCUGAAUUACAAACAACAAUUACUGAAAGUUUUUUUUGUAGGAUUUUAAUGGCGUUCGCUUCUUCUAGCACUGUUAUUUGUCAGAACAGAGCCUUGUCGUCCUCCAUCGUUUCUUCUCCGGGACUUCUACACCAUCGCUGCUUCUCACAGCUUCAAUCGCAGCGUAUUCUUCAUUGUAAUCGUCGUUCGUCUUCGAACAUCGGGAUAAACGCCGCUCCGGCUCUUACUCCGGCGGCCUUUUGUGUCGUUGCUAAAACUGCUCUUUCCGAUGCUCAUGUUCAAAGUCCCAGCUCCAGUUCUGCUCCUGCUGGUGGGUGGUCCGAUUUUGCUAAAAACGUCUCUGGCGAGUGGGAUGGAUAUGGUGCCGAUUUUUCUUCUGAAGGAACGCCAAUUGAACUUCCGGAAUCCGUUGUUCCUGAUGCUUAUCGAGAAUGGGAGGUUAAGGUUUUCGAUUGGCAAACUCAGUGCCCUACUCUUGCGGAAUCAGAGCAGCCCUCUUUCAUGUACAAGACAAUAAAGCUACUUCCUACAGUGGGAUGUGAAGCCGAUGCUGCAACUCGUUACAGCAUUGAUGAGAGAAAUGUUGGAAAUGGAAUUGGAGCAAAUGAUGAAGUGACUGCCUUUGCAUAUCAACGUAGUGGAUGUUAUGUAGUCGUCUGGCCUAUUGAAGUUGGAGGUUCUUGUAAGUUAAUGGAGUUGGAGCAUUGCCUGGUUAAUCCUCAAGACCGGGAAUCUCGUGUGAGGGUUGUUCAGGUUGUCCGAGUUGAAGGUACACGGCUAGUGUUGCAGAAUAUCAGAGUCUUCUGUGAGCAGUGGUAUGGGCCAUUCAGAAAUGGAGAACAGCUUGGUGGAUGUGCCAUCCGAGACUCCACAUUCGCUUCAACAGCUGCCUUGAAAGCUUCCGAGGUGGUUGGGACAUGGCAGGGUCCUGUCUCUGUUGCCCGUUUUGAUGGUUCUCAGAUUAAUGUUGUACAAGAACUUUUGGCUGACAACGUGCAAAAGUCAGUGAGAAGUGAAUCAGAACUCAAGCUGCUUCCCAAGCAACUGUGGUGUUCCCUUAAAGAAAGUAAAGACAGUGUGGAUACUUGCUGUGAAGUUGGAUGGCUUUUCGAUCACGGGCAUGCAAUUACAUCAAGAUGCAUGUUCUCAGGCACGGCGAAAUUGAAGGAAAUAUCGAUUGCGAAUGAGACUCCUGCUUAAGAUGGUAACCAAUGGAUGGACACUCCUUCGGUAGCCAUCGCGUAGGCUUUGUACUACGUUCAAGGUGACUUUGGAUAAAAAUUUGGUUCUGAAAUAAGUAUGCUAUUUGUUUUCUUUCUACAGAGUGAAGUAUAAUAUACAAAAAGAACUCACUUGUAGUGUGCAUUUGCUUGCAAAUUUAGUAACAAAAUCUUAUAGAAUCCAAGAAGCUUUGUUUGUGACAAAA